UAUUUAUCUGGGCGUGAGUGGUACAACCAGCAGGCUUCCCGGGCUGUCAAUCAGGCCAUUGGCAGGGUCAUCAGACAUCGCCAAGACUACGGUGCGAUCUUCCUCUGUGACCAAAGGUUCACAACUUGUGAGGUGAGAAGCCGGUUGCCAUCGUGGGUCCGCCCAUAUGUGAACGUUUAUGACAACUUUGGGCAUGCAGUCAGAAGCGUCUCCCUCUUCUUUCGUGUUGCUCAAGAAACUAUGCCCCCGCCCCUGCCACAAUGUCCUUCUGGCUCUGCUGCUUCCCUGAGUGAGACCAAUACGGCCCUAUCUACUUCAUCUGAGCAGAUCCACUCCCUGAAAAAAGCCAAAAACUUGGACGACCAUGUUCCCAGUUUGAAGAGGAAACGACAAGGAAAUGGAGCUGGACCAUCCAGCCUAUGCGUGGAGUAUGAACAAGAGCUCGUGUCGCCUAGAAGACCAUGGAUGGGGCUCUUGAAAGCGUUGGAGCACAACGAGAAGAGCGACAAAGAUGCAGAGGAGGAAAGUGACCUGCCAGGAGAGGAGAAGGCACAACGUCUGUCAACGCUUUCGCUUCAAUAUGAGAAGAGGUUAACAGAUGAGCAGAAAGGAGGAAGGAAGAAGAUAAAGCUAAUCAGCAAUACAGAAGCGAAAAAACCGAAACCAACAGAGCCCAAGAAAGCCCGAGCUGCAGCAUACAUCGCGACGGUGAAGGAGACCCUGAGCCGAGAGAACUACGAUCUCUUCUCUAAGGCUCUCCAGCACUACAAGAGUACAGAUGACUUCCACACUAUGUUGUCCCAGAUGACCUCUCUCUUUACAGAGGAUGAAAAAAACCACGUCUUGUUACGAGAUUUUUACCAGUUUGUUCGACCUCAGCAUAAAAAACAAUUUGAUGAAGUGUGUUGCAAUCUGACUGGAGUGGGCUGCGGCUACAAACCUGAGCACAGCCUCCUGUGGGAAGAGAGGGAGCUGCUGGCCAAGAAAACAGAAGAAAAGCAGAGGCAGCUGAAAACCAAAUUCUCAGAAGACUUGGGUGCUCAGCUAAACCCUAGGCUCCACUUGAACCGGGGAGGAGUCCACUUGAAGACAGGACUGAACAGUGCAGGGCUGAACGCCAGUCGGGCUCGGAGGAAAGAUGCUGAAGAAGCUUCAAGCUCGAAGAGAGAUCCCUACCAGCUCCUCAGCACUUCCUACCUCAACGACGUGAGAAGGGCUUUGGACAAAAGUGCCUACAGCCGUUUCCAUGAAGCGCUGCUGGCUUACAAGAGGACAGAUGACUAUGAUGCCAUGAUAGCAGUGAUAGCAGCCCUUGCCACUGACAGACCAGAAGACUUUCAUCUCCUACAAA
This is a messenger RNA of Apaloderma vittatum (bar-tailed trogon), 1351 nucleotides long. Its product is annotated as regulator of telomere elongation helicase 1-like. Gene Ontology annotation, biological process: negative regulation of t-circle formation; regulation of double-strand break repair via homologous recombination; telomeric loop disassembly. The record is from RefSeq and is a predicted model, not a curated record. The annotation marks the transcript as partial. The transcript is spliced from 9 exons. Lineage: Eukaryota; Metazoa; Chordata; Aves; Trogoniformes; Trogonidae. Gene Ontology annotation, molecular function: hydrolase activity, acting on acid anhydrides, in phosphorus-containing anhydrides; DNA polymerase binding; ATP binding. Gene Ontology annotation, cellular component: nucleus.